AUGGUUUGGACAAAGAGUAGUAGUAUGUCCUCUGAACCCGGAUUACCAAUAGAAAAACCAAGAAAAAAUUACCAAAUAAUACAGGAGGAAGAAAUUAUGGUGUUGAAGUCGAUGUACCCUGAUAAUAUAUUAUCUUUAAAAACUGUAACUGCCUGGAAGACAUGGCAACCUAUAGAUAUUUGUAUGAUAAUUAGACCAACUGAAUCAACCAGUAGACAUGAGAUGGAUAAAAAAGAGAAUGUUAAUGGAAAAAUUGGAAUAAGUUUAGAAAAGAUAAAUAAUGAAAUAUACGUUAAAAUUCAAUUUUUUUGUAAUACUGUUUAUCCUGAUAGUGUCCCAUCAAUUAGAAUUAUUGAGUCAAAAUGUAUAGAUGAAAGAGACAAAGAAAAAUUAAUAAACAGAUUAAUUAAAAAAGCUUCUGAAAGAAAGGGUGAUCCUAUGAUAGCUGAUUUAUAUGCUGAAGCCAGUGAAUUUUUAUAUGAAUUAAAAAAACCGACAACUAAAAAUUUACAUGAAAAGAUGUUGGUAAAAGAAGCUGAAAAGUAUAUUCAAAUAUCUCGUGAAAAUGAUAUUAUUAAUAAAGCUACCUAUGAAGAAGUUGAAGCUGAAACUAAAAGAAGACAAAAAGAAAGAGAAAGUAUUCAGGAAGAGAAAGAAUUUUAUGAAAGAAAAAGACUUGAAUCAUUAAAUAAACCAAAAACAUUAGGUGCUGUAGGUGAAGGUGAAAUGAUAACAUGUUUGGAUGGGCAAAUGAAAACAUUUUAUAUACAAAAAGGUGAGGGAGAUGAAGUUAUUUCAACAAGAAGAAAAGUAACUAGUAAUCAUGUAAAAGAAUUUACAGUUAUUGAUCAAGUUUCACAGGUAUAUGUAUCUGAAUGGACUUUUCAAUGGAAAGAUCAUAGCAAAAAAAUUCAACAAUUUGGUAAAAAAAGUAAUAAUAUUCCUAACUCUCCCUCAAAAGCACAACCACCUGAUUUUGGAAACUUUUUUAAUGAUUUAAACAGAUUUAUUGAUACAGCUAAAAUGACUCUAGUUAAUGUUAACAAUACUGAUCAAUCUGUCUAUCCUUACAUUUUUUUGACAAAAAAAGAGAUUGUCAAUGAGCCAAAUCAUGUACAUUGUAAAGUCAUCGUUGGCCAAUUAAUAAAUCGAUCAGAUAGAUCACUUGAGGAUGUCUUUGAUCACCUAGAACAAUCAGAAUAUGGGAAAAUUUUAAUACCCAGAGUUGCUUGUCAAGCUGUAUGUGCCCUGAAAUGGUUACAUGAAGAAAAGUUGAUUCACGGAAGAUUGGGAUUAGAUUGUAUAUGGUUAACAUCAAAUGACUGUAUAAGAAUCAGUGAUUGGUUUGUUACUGGAAGAUUAGCUAAAUUUGCCGAAGAGUGGGAUCAUUUAGUUAAAGAUUGUAAACCAAAAUUACUUAGAAAUGGUUCUUCAACAGAGACAGAUAAUAGUAUAACUGAUUGUCAAGUUUAUGGAAGAAGUACCAAGACAGAUCUAGUUAAUUUAGGUAGAGUUCUCCAAGUAAUGUCAGAAAGGAUUCAAAAAAUAAAAAAUGAAAAAAAUUUACUUCAAGUACCACCUUCAGGUACUUUACAACAAAAAGAGGUUGACUUGAAUAAUUUUAUUCAAGAGUGUGAUAAAGUUAAAUCAAUUGAUCAAUUAUGUAAUCAUACAUUUUUGAAUCAUAAUCUUUUAACAAUGCCAAGAUCAUGGUUUCCAGGAGCUAGUAAAAAAGAUAUUGAAGAUUUGGCUAAAUUUGACAAUGACAGGUUAACAGAUUUUUUCUUAGUAUCAUACUUGGGUAAAGGUGGUUUCGGUGAAGUUUUAUUAGCUAAUAAUAAAUUAGAUGGUAAUAAUUAUGCUAUAAAAAGAAUUCCAUUAUUUUUAAGUUCUAAGGAGAUGCAAAAGAAAAUUAUUAAUGAAGCUAGAUUGUUUUCAAAAUUACAUCAUCCUAAUGUUGUUAGAUAUUAUAAUGCAUGGGUUUCAAAAUGUGUUGUGUGUAAAGAUGAUAAUAAUAAAAAUGACACAACAACUAAAACUGAAGAAAAAAAUACUUUUAAAGAUGUUGUUAGUAAUGAUAAAGUAGAGGAGAUUCAGGAUAGUUAUGCAGAUUGGGAACCAAGUUAUGCUUAUAAAGAUACUGAAUAUACAUCUACAGAGGAGAGUGAUAAUGAGGAGGAUGAUGAAGUAUCAGAAAAAGAUAAUUCUAAAAAAGCACCAAUAUCAAGAAAGUUAACAUUACCUAUUCAGACACCAUAUAAUGGUGCUUUUAGAAAAACAUCAAGAACUAUUUUCGCUACACCUCAAGGUUUAAAUAUGACGAGUCAAUCAAAUUUAAAUAGAUCUCAUGAUCAUGAUAUUGCAUCAGAAAAUGAACAUAUUUCAGAAUCUUCUGAUUUCGAAGUGUUAUUUGAGAAUGAUGAAGUUGAGGAGGAAGGAAAUUCUGCUGUAACUGAUCAUUUAUCAACAUUAAGUCAAUUAACUGUUGGAAGGAGAAGUGUAACUAGUGAUAUUGUUCCAUCAGAUGAUGUUGGUGAAUUAAGAAGUUGUGUUGAGACAUGUGAUGAGACUUCUUCUGAAAAUGGUGAUGUAAAAGAAAAUGAAAAAAGUGAGAAAACUUUUGAAAUACUUUUUAUUCAAAUGGAGUAUUGUGAAAAACAAACACUAAGAAAUCUUAUUGAUUCUGGUAAUUUAAUGACAAAUCCUGAAGAAAUUUGGAGAUUAUUUAGGGAGAUGCUUGCUGGAUUAGAUUAUAUUCAUAAAAAAGCUAUGAUACAUAGAGACAUUAAACCAUUAAAUAUUUUCAUUGAUGCUCAUAAUAGAGUUAAAAUUGGUGAUUUUGGUUUAGCAACUAUUGAUGUAAAUGGUAGAAGAAAUCAGGUACAAUUAAAUUUAUCUGAUCAUACUGUAACAUCAUCCAAUCCUGAUGAAGUUUUAUCACAAGGUGGUGGUGAUUUAACUCAUGAUGUUGGUACUGCAUUAUACAUAGCACCAGAGAUUCAUGCUGAUUCAGGUGUUAGUGGUAAACCUUAUACAUCAAAAAUUGAUGUUUAUAGUCUUGGUGUUGUUUUAUUUGAAAUGUUUUAUCGUCCAUUACCAUUAGGUAUGGAAAGAUUAGUUAUAUUACCAAAAUUAAGAAAUUCACUAAAGUUUCCAGAAGAUUUUGGUUGUGAAAUAACAACAACACAAGUUAAAAAAGCUAAAGAUGUCAUUAGUUGGAUGUUACAAAAUGAUCAAAAUAAAAGACCAUCAAUUAGUGAUUUAAUAAAAUCAGAUCGUGUACCACUAGUAGGUGUUGAGGAAAAUGAAUUUCAGGUAGCUGUUAAAGAAAUUUUAAAAAAUAAACGAUCAACAUUAAAUAAAUGGAUGUAUGAUACUAUAUUUUCUGUUGACUCACCAUUUGCCAUGAGACAUAUAUUUGACAAAAAAACUUGUUUAUCAUUAAAAGAUGUCAGUGGGCAAAGAGUGCUAGAAUAUAUAAAAAAACAGAUGUCAGAAUUUUUUUAUCUUCAUGGUUUUACACCAUAUGAUUGUCAUACUUUGAUACCAGAAUUUUCUGACAUUAAUGGAAAAAAUAAAUUAUCAAGAACUAGAAGUUAUAAAGUUGUUGAUAAGUCUGGAUUAAUAUUAAAUUUAGCUUCUGAUUUAAGAAGAAAUUUUGUACGUGUAUGUGCCAGAAAUGGAAUAGAUAAUGUUAAAAGAUUUUGUUAUGGUAAAAUAUUUAGUCAAGUUGAUGAUCUACCUGGUACUCAUCCUGUUGAAAGAAUCAAUUGUGCCAUAGAUAUUGUUGGUAGUCAGGAAUCUUCAAAUGAAUUAUCUGGAGAGUUGCUUUUUAUGAUGGCAAAUAUUCCUAAACAGAUAGUUGUUUUGAAGACAAUGAAAACAAUUUUAAGAGUUGGUGACAUUAGAUUAUAUUAUGCUAUUUGUAAACAUAUUGGUAUUACUAAUGAUCAAUUGAUAAAUUCUGUAAGAAGUACCUUGGCACAAUUUUCUAUGCAAACAAAAGAAAUUAGUCAUGAUGAAAAAAUUAGGAGAUUGUUGGUGGCAGGUUUAACUAAAACUGUUGCUUCAUCACUUCUUAAAUUUAUGGAAUCAUAUUUAUCAUUAGAUUUAAUGAAGAAUGGUUUAAUUAAACAGCUUCAAAAUUCAAGAUAUGAGGAGGUUCAAGAAAUAGCAAAAAAUGUAAUAAAUGAUCUUGUUAAAAUAAUGGAAUGUUAUGAAUCUUUAUCAUCAUCUUCUAAAAGACAACAAUCAACAAUAAUAUUUGAUCCUUCAAUGAUAGUAAAAUCAGAUUUAUAUUCAACAUCACUUUCAGCAAUUGUUUCUAUAUAUGUACCUAAAUUUGAUGGUCAUGAAAGUUAUAAACCAUGUCAUAUAAUUACCGGUGGACGAUAUGAUAAAUAUUUAGAAAGUAAAAGACAGGUAGAUGAUAAAAAACCUCUUCAACCAAUAUGUGCAAUGGGAUGUUCAAUAGAUUUAUCUGUUAUAUCAUAUCUUAUAACUAAUCAUUUAUAUAAGACAGGAUUUUGUAUACCAACAUUUUCAACUCUUGUUGGGUAUACUGAUACAAAAUCAUUAAAAAAUGAAGCAUAUAAAUUAUUAGGUGAAUUAUGGAAAAGUGGUAUAUCUGGUGAUGUAUAUCAUCAAUCAAUAUCUAAUACAGAAGAUGCCAUAGAAAUUUGUAAAGAAAGAGGUAUAAAAAAUUUAUUAUUAGUUGUUGAUAAAGAUAGUAUACUUGUAACAGAAAAUGAAGGUCUUCAAUAUGGUAAAAAUAGCCCAGAAUAUCAUGCAAUACAUCAACAAAAAUUUUCAAUAGAAGAUGCUGUUGAUUACCUUGUAACAUGUGAAGAAUAUUCAUUUGAUCAAAUAAAUAAUGGAAUAUUUCAAAAUGUUGUUGGAACACCAUCAUCAAGUGGACCAAGGAGAACAAGAAUACGAUCAAGAAAUAAUUCAAAUCAAAAUGAUAGAGAUUCUAUUGCUAUUAAUGAUGCUGGUAGAAAUACAACAACAAUCUCUACACCUUCACAUAUUACAGCAACAUUUGCCAAUAAUGCCGAUAUAAUAUAUGCUUUACCAGAGAAACCAUCACAUAUAACAAAAAGGAAGAUAGAAUCAUUUAUUAGAAAUAAUUUUAAUGAAAUAAUAAUGACAUUUUCUUCAAAACAACGUAUAAUAAUAAUAGUUUCAGAUGUUAAUACGGAUCUUCUUCGAAAUAUUGUAGCAAAUAUAGAUGUCCAUUGUAGUGCAGAAUACUUUGAUUCUGUUUAUUCAGAGAUUCUGGUUAAUUGUAAAGUUGGAAAAUCAAAAAUAAAAUCAUCAGCAGAUGUUUUGGGAAUAGAAUUAAAGAAAUAUCUUUUUACAACAAUUUUUCAAAAAGUUAUUAUACUUUGUAGUACACAAGAUGAAAAAUUCUACAAGAUUCUUUGUUGA
Messenger RNA from Strongyloides ratti, 5430 nucleotides. Its product is annotated as Eukaryotic translation initiation factor 2-alpha kinase 4. Lineage: Eukaryota; Metazoa; Nematoda; Chromadorea; Rhabditida; Strongyloididae. The record is from RefSeq and is a predicted model, not a curated record. Gene Ontology annotation, biological process: regulation of translational initiation by eIF2 alpha phosphorylation; DNA damage checkpoint signaling. The transcript has 2 exons. Gene Ontology annotation, cellular component: cytosol. The coding region runs from base 1 to 5430 and encodes 1809 amino acids. Gene Ontology annotation, molecular function: eukaryotic translation initiation factor 2alpha kinase activity; protein binding; ATP binding.